This is a messenger RNA of Mesocestoides corti, 2628 nucleotides long. NCBI's taxonomy places the organism in Eukaryota, Metazoa, Platyhelminthes, Cestoda, Cyclophyllidea, Mesocestoididae. The record is from the annotation of a GenBank genome assembly.
AUGCUCGGAAAUUGGUCAUUCGGGGAUUACUUCAAAAAAGAGGCGUGUACAUGGGCCUGGGAGCUUCUGACAAAUGUUUGGGGUCUUCCAAAGGACAGGUUUUAUGUUACCUAUUUUGGUGGGGACCAUAAGUUGGGGCUCGACUCGGAUGAAGAAGCACGACAAGUUUGGAUUGACUUGGGGAUACCAUCUCAAAGGGUUCUACCAUUUGGAAUGAAAGAUAACUUUUGGGAAAUGGGUGAAACUGGUCCUUGCGGUCCGUGCUCCGAAAUCCACUUUGAUCGAAUCGGUGGCAGAGAUGCAUCUGCCCUUGUUAAUAUGGAUGAUCCGGAUGUAUUGGAAGUCUGGAAUCUCGUUUUUAUACAAUUCAAUAGGGAAGAAGGUGGAACUCUUCGCCCACUCCCCGCAAAGCACGUGGAUACUGGCAUGGGUCUUGAACGAAUUGUUUCCGUCCUGCAGAACAAGCGAUCUAAUUAUGACACCGACUUGUUCUUGCCAUAUUUUGAUGCUAUACAUAAGGCUACCGGAAUUCACCCCUACACGGGCAAAGUGGGAAUGGAGGACAAAGACAAUACUGACCUCGCCUACCGUGUAUUGGCCGAUCAUGCACGCAAUCUUACAAUUGCGCUAAGCGAUGGGGGUCAAAUAUCCAAUCAAGGCCGUGGCUAUGUUUUGCGGCGGAUCCUCCGAAGAGCAAUACGCUACUCCAUCGAAGUCAUUGGUGCGAAACCAGGCUUCUUCGCUACGCUUGUUGAUGUGGUUGUUAAAUCACUUGGUGCUGCCUUUCCCGAGUUGAAAAAAAAUCCAGAAAUUGUAAAAGGUUUAAUAAAUGAAGAGGAGCAGCAGUUUCUUUUGACGCUUCGCCGUGGUCAGCGUCUUCUGCGUCGGGAAGUCGAUCACUUAAAAAAAUCAAUGUCUACCAUCUUGCCUGGUUCCGUGGCCUGGCGCCUCCACGACACAUACGGCUUCCCCCUAGACCUUACUACAAUCAUGGCACGAGAAGCUGGCAUCGAGGUUGAUGACGAAGGCUACGAGAAAGCGAAAGAGGAGGCAUUGCUAAGGAGUCAAGGCACCUUCGGUACCGGCAUCUCCACUAUAGACCUCGAUGUUCACGAUAUUGCUAGUCUUCAAAAAUCCGGCGUUCCCUUGACUGAUGACAGUUUAAAAUACAGCUACGGCCGUUCUCGAAAAAACAACCGAUAUCAUUUUUCUGAUUGUACGGCUACGAUUCUGGCAAUUCGUACCGAGAAGGGGUUUGUGGACUGUGUAAGCGAGCCUGGCAUGGUGUGUGGUCUGAUUCUGGACAGAACUGUUCUCUACGCUGAGGCCGGUGGUCAGUCUGAGGACCAUGGUUUCAUUGUCAGUGAAAAGAACGACGCCAACGAGUUAUCAGUCUACAGUGUACGGAACAGGGGAGGCUUCGUGUUUCACCUAGGCCGGUUAGAGGGUCAGCUCUCCAAAGGGGAUACAGUGCGCGUCUCGGUGGACCCGGUGCGUCGGAUCGGUCUGAUGCGGAAUCACACUGGCACCCACGUUCUUAACUUUGCCCUUCGUUUCGUCCUCGGUGAGGCCGACCAGAAGGGCAGCCUUGUCGCACCGGAUCGCCUCCGUUUCGAUUUCUCUUCAAAGUGCGCCCUUACGAAGGAGCAAAUAUCGUGCACUCAAGCUUCAGCCCGUAAAAUGAUCCGGUCCUGGCAACGCGUGUACACCAAGGAUGUGCCUUUGGCCGACGCGAAGGCUAUCCGGGGUCUGCGUUCCUUAGACGGUGAGGCGUACCCUGACCCAGUUCGAGUGGUCUCCGUUGGAGUUCCAGUGGAUCAGUUAAUUUCCGAGAAUAUUAGCGACAUGGCUACAAAAACUUCUGUUGAGCUGUGCGGUGGCACGCAUGUCUUGAAUGUGGGUCAUAUUGGAAAGUUCGUCAUAGUCUCGGAGGAGGCCAUUGCCAAAGGCAUGCGACGAAUUACUGCUGUUACCGGACCCGAGGGAGAGCGCGCAGAGAAACAGGCACUUCUUCUUCAAUCCGAAGUGGACCAAUUUGUCGACGAUACAACAAAUGCUAUCGCCAGCGUCCCUGUGAAUACGAACGCUUGUCGUCAGUUGGCUGCUAAGUUUCCCUCGGUGGUGGAAAGCGUUUCCAGCGCCCAAAUCGGUGUGGGUGCACGAGAGGCAAUGCGCGAAGCACUGAAUGCCGCCAAGACCCGCCUCGACGAAAUAGACAAGGCCAGUAAGGCUGCGUUAAUCAACCAAGUCAUGGAGGACGCACGGAUGUUGUGUCAGGAUAGCAAAGACACUAGGGACUUUAUCAUCCAUACAUUUGACGCUGGAUCCAACGCAAAAGCCCUCAACCUCGCGCUGAGGGAGAUGGAGAAGGCGUUGCCCAAUACUGCCGUCAUGGCGCUGUCUCUGGACGCAGGGUCCAAGAAACUUCUUUGUCUCACACAGGUUCCCAAGGUUUUAGUUGCGCGUGGCCUGAAAGCCAAUGCAUGGGCGAACUGUGUCUCGAAUCUGAUAGGUGGAAAAGGGGGUGGCAGGGAAACAUCAGCCCAGGCCAGCGGAUCUCCCGGUAGAACUUCAAUUGACCAGGUCGUCGUCGCUGCAACGAAGUUUGUUGAGUUACACCUUAAGUAA